Apis cerana (Asiatic honeybee) is the source of this 2376-nucleotide messenger RNA. Its product is annotated as trafficking protein particle complex subunit 13. Gene Ontology annotation, cellular component: TRAPPIII protein complex. NCBI's taxonomy places the organism in Eukaryota, Metazoa, Arthropoda, Insecta, Hymenoptera, Apidae. The record is from RefSeq and is a predicted model, not a curated record.
UUCAAUCUUAUUUUUUAAUGUUAUAUGAAUUUUCUAACAUUUGACAAAUCUUCGCUUAGAUUUUAUUAAUAAAAAUUUAUUUUAUAAAUUUUUUUGUUGCUUUACUUAUAUUCUAAAUGGAAACUAAACCAAAAAGUGAACAUUUGCUGGAAUUAAAAGUAAUGAGAUUAACACGACCUAUGCUUGCAAGUCCAGUAGUAGUUACUUGUGAUUCAACAGAUCUUCCUGGUAAUACUUUAAAUAAUGAACUAAAGAAUGAUUGUACUGCUUUACAAGGAAUGGAAACUCUCGCAAUAGGACAAUUUAUGGUAUUACCACAAAGUUUUGGAAAUAUUUAUUUAGGUGAAAUAUUUUCAAGUUACCUUUGUGUACAUAAUGGUAGCAAUCAAUUAGUAAAAAAUGUUAUUGUUAAAGCAGACUUACAAACAAGUACUCAAAUUAUAUCUCUUUGUGGUAAUAGUGGAGAAAUGAAAGAUUUAGCACCUGAUAAUACAGUUGAUGAAGUUAUACAUCAUGAAGUAAAAGAAAUAGGCACACAUAUACUAGUAUGUGAAGUUAGUUAUAUUCCUGUAAAUUUAGGUAAUACUGCACAAUCAUUUAGAAAAUAUUUUAAAUUUCAAGUAGUAAAACCAUUAGAUGUUAAAACAAAAUUUUAUAAUGCAGAGUCAGAUGAAGUAUAUCUUGAAGCACAAAUACAGAAUCUUACAGCUGGUCCAAUUUGUUUAGAAAAAGUUUCACUUGAAUCAUCUCAUUUAUUUAGUGUAUCAACAUUAAAUACAAAUGAAAAAGGAGAGUCUAUUUAUGGAUCAGUUAAUAUAUUAGAUACUGAUUGUAGCAGACAGUAUUUAUAUUGUUUAAAGCCACAAAUAAGUUUAUUGAAAGAUCCAAAAAUGAUGCAUAAUGCAACAAAUAUUGGAAAAUUAGAUAUUGUUUGGAGAAGUAACUUAGGAGAAAGAGGAAGAUUACAAACAAGUCAAUUACAAAGAAUGGCACCUGAAUAUGGUGAUAUACGAGUUACUAUGAAAAAUAUUCCUCUUACAGUUUAUCUUGAACAAAUGAUGAAUUUUAAUUGCCAUAUAAUAAAUACAUCUGAAAGAAGUAUGGAUUUAAUGUUAAUUUUGGAAUCAAAUAAUUCUAUAGCAUGGUGUGGAAUAUCUAAUACAAUGAUAGGAACAUUAAAACCUGGUGUUUCAAUAGAUAUUCCUUUAUGUUUAAUUGCAUUACGUAGUGGUAUUAUAACAAUUUCAGGAUUAAAAUUAAAGGAUACAUUUUUGAAUAGGAUAUAUGAUUAUGAUGACUUAACACAAAUAUUUGUUAGCCAAACAGAUUAGUUAAACAAUUAAUAAGUGUAAAAAUAUUUAUUAAUUUAAUUUAUAUUUUAUUUAAUAUAUAUUAAAGUUUUAUUAAUAUAUAAUAGAAUAAUAGAAUAUAUAACAUAAUGCAGAUAUAAUAAUGAAAUUAAUUGAUUUUUAUAAAAUAAACAAAAAUUUAAAAAAAUAUUUUAAAAAUAUGUAUCUAUAGUAGAUAUUUUUUCAGUUUCACUCACUGCUCCUACAGCACAAGCAAGUAAAGUUUGAACAUCUUGAGGUUCAUUUCCACCAAAUAUAUACCCAUUAGCUUUAUCCACUGCAUUUUUUACUUGUAAUAAUAGUGCUUGAUUAGAAAUAUCUAAUGGUAUAAAAGUGACAAGACUGUAAUCCUCUAUUAAUGACACAAAAGCUGCAUUUAGUUUCUUGUAUCUAAAAAUUAAAUAUUCAGAAUAUAUUUUUAUAAUUGAACUUAUUUAUUCAUAUAAAUUUAUAAAAAUAAAUAUUAAAAUUAAAAUACUCAAUAAGAAAUAUUACUUUGAUGUAAAUGGAUUUUCAUCCAAUUUAUCUAGUAAAUAUUUUAAAUCCAAUACUUCAGUAUAAAAAUCUAUAUUAAAAUCUAAGCAAUGUUUAAAUUUUUUCAUUUCAUCAAAUUUGGUCAUCACAUUAAUAUGAGGUAAACCUAAUUUUAACAUAGUUGUUGUGCAAAGAAUUAAGGAAGAUAAAUAUUUACCUGUAAUUCAAAAAUAUAACGUAUUUUAAUAUGUUAUAAAAAUAAAAUAAAAGUUUGUUCAUAGUUUGUUCAAUAAUAUAUAAAUAAAUAAAUUAAUAAAAUAUAUAUAUAAAUAAAUAAAUUAUAUAUAUAAAUAAAUAAUAUAAAUAAUAUAUAAAUAUAAUAAUAUAAAAAUUACCAGCAUCACUACAGUGAUGAGAAUCAACAAGAUGUACACUACAUAAUCUUAUUAAGUUUUGUUCUAAUUUUUCUGCAAUUAUACUAAUUGAUUUAUGAUGUGUAUAUAAUUCAACCUGUAAGUAAACAUUAACAAUAAAUGUGAAAUAUUUUAAUAUA